UUAGCCAUGGCUCGCACGAAGCAGACAGCCCGCAAGUCGACCGGCGGCAAGGCCCCGCGCAAGCAGCUGGCCACCAAGGCGGCCCGCAAGAGCGCGCCGGCCACGGGCGGCGUCAAGAAGCCGCACCGCUACCGGCCGGGCACGGUGGCGCUGCGCGAGAUCCGGCGCUACCAGAAGUCGACGGAGCUGCUGAUCCGCAAGCUGCCGUUCCAGCGGCUGGUGCGCGAGAUCGCGCAGGACUUCAAGACGGACCUGCGCUUCCAGAGCUCGGCCGUGAUGGCGCUGCAGGAGGCGUGCGAGGCCUACCUGGUGGGGCUCUUCGAGGACACCAACCUGUGUGCCAUCCACGCCAAGCGCGUCACCAUCAUGCCCAAGGACAUCCAGCUGGCGCGCCGCAUCCGCGGGGAGCGGGCUUAAAUGUGACCAUCCUUGCUUAAGUUAUAAACACAAAGGCUCUUUUCAGAG
Messenger RNA from Ochotona princeps (American pika), 465 nucleotides. RefSeq names its product histone H3.1. The coding region runs from base 7 to 417 and encodes 136 amino acids. Lineage: Eukaryota; Metazoa; Chordata; Mammalia; Lagomorpha; Ochotonidae. Gene Ontology annotation, cellular component: nucleosome. The record is from RefSeq and is a predicted model, not a curated record. Gene Ontology annotation, molecular function: DNA binding; protein heterodimerization activity; structural constituent of chromatin. The transcript has a single exon.